This is a messenger RNA of Acipenser ruthenus (sterlet), 6555 nucleotides long. It is a transcript of the gene meox1, whose product is annotated as mesenchyme homeobox 1. NCBI's taxonomy places the organism in Eukaryota, Metazoa, Chordata, Actinopteri, Acipenseriformes, Acipenseridae. Gene Ontology annotation, biological process: positive regulation of transcription by RNA polymerase II. Gene Ontology annotation, molecular function: RNA polymerase II cis-regulatory region sequence-specific DNA binding; DNA-binding transcription factor activity, RNA polymerase II-specific. Gene Ontology annotation, cellular component: nucleus. The record is from RefSeq and is a predicted model, not a curated record. The transcript has 3 exons. The coding region runs from base 318 to 1067 and encodes 249 amino acids.
CUCUUAUGACAGGAAUGCCUCAGAACUCUAAAACUACAAGGAGAGGACAGAGGAAGCUAGCUGGCAGAGCUUUACAAAGCAGCUAAUAGGGUAAAUGAUACUAACAGUAGUAGGGGUAGUUGAUGCAAGACUCAGGAGUUUGCUAACUAAAAAGGCAGUCUAAAUGAUUAAUAGCAGUUCUUUACUCUAUGAUACAACAUUUAAAAAAGGAAAAGCACAAGGAUUUUUUAUUUGUUGCUCAAAAAUUCUGUAUUUGACUUUUAGUCUUCUGUCUUAAAGUUGUUGCGGACCGACAAAGGGGUUCCCUCAUUUUUCCCAUGGAUCAACCCGCAAGUAGCUGUAUGAGGAGUUCGCACCCUGGCAGCCCGCUGUGGGGGUGUGUGCGGAACCCCCAUUCCGGGGUACCCCAGCACGGAAUCCAGCCUUACCAACAAGCUCCCUUCUCGUUCCACCAGAAACCCGAAUUUUUGGCCUACACUGACUUCUCAACUUCCUGCUUGGUGUCUGCCCCUCACAGCUACCCCAGAGAGGACAGGCUAUAUGUGGACCAGCACUCGGGGUUCCAGCGCUCCGACUGGCAGUUCUCUCCCACAGAAGCCCGGACCAGAGUGGCCUCUUGCUUGCCCCCGAUCAGUGCAGAGGUGGACUCGGUCAGCACGAAUGGAGCAGUGGUAACAUCAGCAGGGGGCUUGGACGGAGACUAUGGUGUGCACAGGAUAGUCACGACGGAAACGGAGAAGAAAUCGGCCAAGCGGAAAAGAGAGCUUUCAGAAAAUCAAGACUCCAGUUACAAAUCUGAGUCAAACAGCAAAGCCAGGAAGGAGAGGACAGCUUUCACUAAGGAGCAGCUUCGAGAGCUAGAGGCAGAAUUCACCCAUCAUAACUACCUGACCAGACUGAGGAGAUAUGAGAUUGCAGUCAAUCUCGACCUUACAGAGAGACAGGUGAAGGUGUGGUUUCAGAACAGACGGAUGAAGUGGAAGAGAGUCAAAGGCGGACAGCCGGUUUCCCCCCACGAGCAGGAGACAGAUGAGGUGGACUCUGCUGCUUCUCCCAGCUCCGAGUAGAAUAACCAGAGUAGAAGCUCCAAAUAAAAACUGUCCAGUUAUCAGAAAACAAUGUGGGUGAUCCACAGCUGCAAGGACCAAACCAUGCUUCUUUCCAGGGACCCAAACCUUGAUUUGGAUAUGCAACUGGAAAUAUUGACUGUAAAAUACAAUUGUGCACAUAUCCAGUGUAAAUACUACUGGCACCCAAACAGGGAUAUCAAUGAUAUGGCUAGCCAAAUUUCUACUAUUAUCAAAGAGUUUAGCAGAUGUGAAAAUAAACUACCACAAGGACAACCACCUAGGGAGUUUAACAUUGGUGUUCUUAGUAAAAUAAAAAUGCUUGUACUUGCAUGUUAAGGGGGCUUGCUUCCUAUGAAUAAUAGGAAAUGUACAAUAUAGUGAAUUGAAAUGUGUAAAUAAGAGCUUAUCCUAAGCAAGAAUUCAGAUACUAUGGAUUUAAAAGAGACCAAUAUACAUAUAAAUUUUGCCUACAAGCUGACAUGAUGAAUGCUUUAAUAGCAUUAGAAAUAAUUCUUAAUGGACAUUGCUACAGUUCUUGGAUGGACAAAAAAUUGAAUUAUCACUCUGUCAGUAGGGUGUAGGGUCACCAUGGGCAUCAGGACAGAUUCAUAACAAUUUGUUCUACAUUCUCUUCAUGAUUCCUCUGUCCAGCUGACUUGCAACAGGGUAAUGCAGCUUUUAUAUAUUACAGAAUAUGUCAGGAAUGCCCAUGUGCUUCAAUAAACCAAAAUGGGCUGUAGCAAUGUGUGCUUGUGUCCAGGUGCAGUAUGUUAUGUCAUAUGCGUUAUAUGGAUGGCCAUUUUGUGCUUUAUUAAGCCAUUCCAUAAAGGUGGUUGUUUUAACAUAAUAUGACCUCCAGAGAUGUGUUAUAAUGAAAUACACACAAAUACAUUCUCAAUGUUUUUAUCAACAUUGAUAAACAAUUAAAGACAGUGCUACUUCAUUAUGAAAAAUAGGUGAAUUUUGACAUGUCUAAUAAACAAACUAAUAAUUAAUAACAAUGUAAUGAUGACAUUACAUCACCUGGUGCUAGUGCUAUGAAAACUGGUGUCUUUUUAUAAACAAAAAAGAGCAUUCCAAAUAAUUUGUGACAGCAAUUUUUAUCUCACAUACAUUUUCGUUUACAUGACAUUAGAUUAUACUGUAUUAUGAAAGAAUGAUAAUACAAAAUAGUUUUUUAAUAGUUACAUUUUAUUUUUUUACAAUCUACAAUUUGUAUUGCAAAAAAGAGAUGUAGCAUUUUGAAAUAAUAAACUGGUUGGAAACUGUUUUCUUUUCUCUUGCCCAUUGAAACUGUUUGUGUAGUGUGUCACAAAUUUAAGAAGGUUGUGUAUGCAAUAAGGCCCGACAGGGUGUCCGUAUACGUCAAAUAGAGUUUAUUCGACAUAUACAGACACCCUGAAGGGCCUUAUUGCAUAUAAUCCAGGUCAAAGAGUGGAUUAAAAAAAAAAAGCAGAAUUAAUUUUUAGGGCAACAUAUUAUUAUUAUUUUUUAUUAAAUAACCUUAUGCCAAUAAAAGGACCACAAAAGUAGUCCCAUUUAUAACUUUGAACUACACACUAAGUUAAGCUGAGUAAAUUGAUUUAAUUGAAACAUGCAAAAGUAGGUAAAUAUUUUUUUUUUAUGUGUUGAAUUGAACAUUGCCAUUGAAAAGAUCCACCAGGAGGCGGAGUUGAGACGACACUGACUUCAAUUUUGUUUCUGUGAGUACAAGAUGAUGUUGUUUCAGCAGAACUGGAGUAAAAAAAAUAAUAACGAUGUCUCAGAUUUCAGUAAUUUUUCAAGGUCUGUAUUGGAGAGGGGUGAAUAAUGUGCAGAAGUGUUUUUCUGUAGCAUUUACAAACCGCUUAAAAGUGACAAAGUCGGGGUGAGUGAGUAUAUUGACAGAUUCCCGAGUUUUCAUUUAGACAGUGGUUAAUUCCAGCUCAGAGACUAAUGUAGCUUGAAAUGUUAUAUUCUUCUCUGGGCAUUUCUUACAUUUUCAUAGAAAUCCCUUAGUGUUUUAUAAAGAUUUUCUUAAGAUGUGCAUUUUCUACAGUUGAGAAAAUUUCUUUUUUGUUUCAGCCAAUCCUGAAAGACAGUGAUUUUUUAAUUUAUAUUUUGGUCUUUUUUUCUGUUUUGCAAUCUUCCAGUUCAUUUAAUUGUUCUUCAUCCAAAUCGGCAUGUCUACUUACUACUUUGGGAUUUUUUGCUGGUAAUUGGUCACUCAAUUUCAUAGUUACAGCUGUACAUCUGUAACUGUAAAAGCAAGAUGGCUACCGUCUGAUACUUUUAAAUUCUGUGAGGCAGCGCAGUGAUUUGGAAUAUGUGACAAGGCUCCAACUGUCUGUAUCCAUCCAAUAUACAAACAGCUGGAACUUAACUCAACCAAUCACAUUGCUUGUUUCAUUUUCCAUUGCUAGCCCUAGAUUAUAAUACCUUGUAAACCCAUGUAAAAAAUAUGUGCUCCAUUGGUCAUUCCAAAAAAAAAGGCUUCCUGGGCUAUAAAACAGCUUGAAGGUGUUGUUUUUAACCUGGUAGUAUGCCCAUGUGACAUAAUGGCAAAAUAUUUCUGAUAGAGAACACAGACCAUGGGGAAAACAACAUAUACAGUAGCAAACAGAACAUGAGUGUAAAACAGUGCACCUAAAAGUGGUAACGUACAAUACAUGUGGGUUGAAUGUGUUAAAUACUAAAUAAAAAACAACAAAAACAUAAUUUCAUUGAAUUGUAAAAUCAAUGACAUUAACAUUUGGACUAAAUGUAUUUCUCAAUGACCCAGUUUCUUUAUAUAUGCUGAGUCGUCUUUAAUCCUUCAUCCAUAAAACAAUAAAAAGUGUUCAAUUUAGAAAUACUAAAAUAACAUUUGUAAAUUCAAAAACAAACAUUUUGACAAAUUGUUUCUUUGCCACUUCAACUUUUUUGACAAAAAAUCUUUCUCAAUGUCUUUAAUGUUAAAUAUACACAUUUAAUUGUAGUAUUCCUAAAUUUACCACUAUUGAGCACUACACUUUAAGAUAAUGCCUAAAGAGUCCUGUGAAUUCCAGUGCAUUAGCUGCUAUUCCUCAUUAUGAAUUGUGUCAUUAUGAAUAACGUCUUCAUUGUUAGCAGACAUUGAGAAAGACUUCAAGUUACUCAGAUGUUACUCCUAAUAAUCUUAUGAAACUCUAUUGAAAAUCAUAUGACUUUGCAACCAUUGUUUUAAAGUGUUACCGACUGUUUUAUAGUUACGGAUGAUGAGUUAAAUAUGGCACGCUACAGCAAUUUCUUCUAUAGCCUGUCUGGUUUGUACAGUAUAUAAGGAAAUUGCAGAGCGCAAUUGAGACUUAUGAUUUGUGUCAGUUUUUGAUUAACCACUUUACUGUUGUUAAAAAUAGGAAAUUGUAUGUAAUGAAGCAAUGGCUGAAAUGUCUUAAGUACAGGAUGUUGUUGCAGCAGGUAGUUGGUUGUCUAAUUUCCCAUUUCCCAAAGAAAACACUGAGUGCCACAUUCAUUAAGCAUUAGACAUCAGUAAGGACAAAGCCGUCCUAUGUGCAAACUGCUGUGCUAAUACUGCAUGAAGCCAAACGUUUUCCAAUAUUUUUGUAAAACGCAGCAAAUUUGACCAUAAAGGUUCUUCCCCAACUUUGAAUGAUGUAUUACUGUCACAGGUAUUAACUAACAUGACUGCUUCCGAUGAUAAACUCAGUUUGAUGUUUUUAUUGGUGUUGAGCUACUUUAAACUGCUCGUAUUUCUAAGGGUUGGAGAGUUCUGCUUAUUGCAACCAUUUCAAGGAGGAAAUUGGUUAUUUUCUAAGUUAGACCGUUUACAGACCUCCAUACAGCACCAAAGUAGUUAAAUGUCAUCAGCGCUUUUAAUGAUACAAUUACAAAAGACAUUCAGUUAAAAAAAAAAUUAAUCUGUUUUGCAUGUUCUUUAUUGUACAGUACAGAUGAAGAUAAUGUAUUUAAAUUAAUAAGCUGAUUUAAAAAAAAGAUAUAUGUGCAGAACUAUAGGCGCAUAUUGGGAUCAUACUGUAUACUGUACAAAUAAGAAACCAUUAAAACUAUUCUAAAAUUGUAGUAUGUCAUUAAUGUUUCUCGUAACAGAAAAAACAAGUUAUGGAAAUGCUGAAAACUGUAUUAGGAAUUUUAUUAAAUCUGGUAUAGGUACAGCUGGAUUUGUUUUAGCAUAUCCAAUGUUUGAAUCCAGCUGAUUUAGACUUGUAAAUGUUUAUAUUAAGAGAUUAUUCUGGCUGCACCAUUUUAUUAUAACUCAUGUGGUUCAGGGGACAGGAUCAAGGGCUCCUCCCCUGACAAUCUUCAAUCAGCUUGCUGGUUAAGCACCCUAUCAUUUUCGUUUGUCCCACCAUUUCUCCUCAUCAUUACCUCUGCCACUGCAUCUCCUCCCGGGGGCAGGCGAAGCUCGCCGCCCCACCUUAGAGCCUAGGCUGUGUUGGGUCUCACCUCCUCGAGGGUGGCUCUCAACAAGACGGAGGGGGCCCCCCCGGUCAAAUCCAUAGAAACCAAUUGAGUACAAAACCAUUCAAGCACAGAUCUACCUGACUCUUUGCAGACAUUGCUCCAAUCCAUAAAGGGUGUAUUGUUAUGGAGAAUCACUCUGGAUUGCAUCCCUGAAUUACAAAUAAAAAUGUGAAAUUCUCUGGGAACUUCUCUGGUGAUUUAAAAUGAUCUAAAAAAAUCCAGCUGUGGACAAAACAAUUAAAAUGACAUUUGAAGCUACUUACUCUUUAAAGUAAUUGUAGCUAACUAAAUAAUUCCACAAUUCUUACUUAUUUUGCACUUAAUUUAGCUAUAUAGUUCUCAAGUGUGCAUUUUUGAAGAAAAAAACGCAUUAUAGGAAGUAUUUUCACAUCUUGUACUACAGCAUUCAUGUUUAUCUGUUUUGUUUUUAUCUGCCUUUUUCAAAGGAAAUCUGUUAUUCUUGCAUUUUCUAGGUAAUUUCACCUCAGCAGUAUAUUCUAGGUCAAAGGAUGUUACUGUAAAAGCAGAUCAGUCAAUAGGGGAGUCAGUUUAUUGGUUAUUGACAGGAAAGAAGCCAUUGAAGGGGUGGGAAAAAUCUCACCUUCUAGUUGACACGACCAAGCAAGUACAACAUUAUCUGAAAUCAUUGACGUCCAACAGAAGUUUAUUUAACCAAGUGUAGUACUACAUAUCAUGUUUUAAAAUAUAAAUACAUGUUUACUGUGCAAAUGUAAAUAGUGUGUGGGGGAAUGUAAGGUUGGCAGGGAUGGGGUUAAAUCUGUCCCUGCUAACAAUCACGUGUGGCCAUUCUCCAAUUCGGUAAUUGAGUGCAUAUAAAAGGAGAGAAAUCCUUUGCUUGUGGAGAGGGAGUUUGGGUGUUUAUGAACUGUGUAAACUGUGUGUUUUUGACAAAAUCUGUAGUGAAGGCGAAUGCCCAGCCUACACAUGUUUAUUCUUUUGUGUAAACCUUUAUUUUGGCCUUCAUGCCGUGUUUCUUUGUGUUUUUUCUGUGUUGUUUAUUAAAUGUGCGCAACAGCACUUA